Hippoglossus stenolepis (Pacific halibut) is the source of this 6547-nucleotide messenger RNA. RefSeq names its product beta-1,4-galactosyltransferase 3. The transcript has 7 exons. Lineage: Eukaryota; Metazoa; Chordata; Actinopteri; Pleuronectiformes; Pleuronectidae. Gene Ontology annotation, biological process: carbohydrate metabolic process. Gene Ontology annotation, molecular function: glycosyltransferase activity. Bases 1151 to 2308 code for a protein of 385 amino acids. The record is from RefSeq and is a predicted model, not a curated record.
CCCCCCCCUCCCCCCUCCUCUCAGCUGUCUGAUGGAUAAGACCUGAGGCUGGCUUCAGUGCAAGGUGCAAACUCUGCUACCACUCUUUCCAUUUCCACCAGAACAUGGAGCAACAGGAUGUUCACAGUCACGUCGCACCAGCUCUGUGAGCUGGAGCGAUUGGUCCAGGUCCUGUCCAUCCUCUGAGUCAAGUGGCUGUCGGCCCUGUGAGCUGCGUGAGGGCUCUCAGAGCUGCUUCAUUAUGGAACAAUAGCAGUGGGAACCUCUUCCUCCGCCACCUCCCCCCCAUUUCUUCUUCUUCUCUCAGCCUGACUCUCCUCUGGAACCCUCCCCCUAGCAAAUACAGAGUCACCCACCCACAUGCAACAAUCUGACCGCUCCUCCCACGCUGGUCAUGGUCCACUCCCCCCCACCCCGACUCUCCAGUCAGUGAAGGCAGUGAGUCAGUGGAAGCAGUGUAAUCCUCUGUGAAGUAAAGGGCCUGUACGGUUGCAUAUGCUGGCUUUUGUCAUGGCGGUUGUUGUUGUUGCAGAGGCCUCCCUCAGAAGAGAGCAUGAGGGAGAACAGGAGGCAGCAUAAAGCUCACAAAGGGAGGAAGAGAAAGCGAGUGAGAGACACUGACAUUGCCAUUUCUCUGAGCGGAGGAGCAUGAGCUUCACGGGGCAACGGAUGUGAUUCAGUGGUGGUGAAGCUACAUGAUGAGGGACUGGCAUUACUCUCCCACGCCAAUCACGAAUUGGACCAACAAUCACCUUUGGAGAUAUUUGCCACAUCCAAUUUUAAUAUUUUAAUAUUUAGGAAUAUUUAAAUCUUCCAUUUCCUUGGUGGUCUCCUUCCAUUACCGCCUACCAAAAGUGCCUUUUUGUCUUACCUUUGUCUAUUAUUUUUUUUUUUUUACUCAUCUGACUUCAUUUUCAGAUUCCACAUUUUACCAGAUCGUUGGUAAUAACUUUACAUUCAGUAAUCAUUAAACACGUUGCCAUAUUUUAGAGAAAGUACAGCCACGACAGCACCUUCCAUCAAAUGCACACUUGACAAUCAUCACCUUACCGAAUUUAAUUUCUGUGUGGGGCGAGCGUGUUGAGCGUCAGGUGACUUUUUGCACUGCCUCCUCUUGAUCGCUGCUUUUUGACGACACGGAGCCGUCGCCAUGGUCACUUUCCAGUCGAAAUGGCGCUACAUGUUCAUGUUCCUGGGCAUCCAGCUGGUGGUCAUGGCACUGCUGUCCCGGGAGGGAUACCAGAAGAGGGUCAACUACUUCAUCCGCAUCUUCCGCAAGGCCAACACCACUGCCGUGUCAGGCCGCAACCACACUGCAGCCGGCGUCAUUGGAGGGGAUGUCUAUGCCAACCUCUCCCACCUACCCAGAACUCCGAGCCAUGGAGAUGACAUGCCCUACUGCCCCAAGAUAUCCCCUUUGAUAGGUGGGCCAAUCCAUGUCAACUUCCCAUCAGGGCUCAGUCUAGCAGAGGUACAGAGGAAAAAUCCCCUGGUGGUUCGGGGAGGACGUUACAGGCCACCUGACUGUGAGGCCAGGCAUCGAACUGCCAUCAUCAUUCCCCACAGACACAGGGAACAUCACCUCAAGUUCCUGCUCUACUACCUACACCCUUUUCUGCAACGUCAGCAGCUCAACUAUGGAAUUUACAUCAUUCAUCAGGCUGGAAACUACACGUUUAACAGAGCCAAGCUGAUGAAUGUGGGUUUCCGGGAGGCCAUGAAGGAGGAGGACUGGGACUGUCUCUUCUUUCACGACGUGGACCUCAUUCCAGAGGACGAUCGCAACACAUACGUCUGCGAUGGCAACCCGAAGCACUCCGCCAUCGCCAUGGACAAGUUUGGCUACAAGCUUCCAUACAAGAUGUACUUUGGUGGAGUGUCAGCUCUGACGCCACUGCAUUACCUCAAAAUGAACGGUUUUCCCAACAACUACUGGGGCUGGGGUGGAGAGGACGAUGAUAUCGGAGUCAGGGUGUCUCUGGGGGGGAUGUACAUCAGUCGUCCAUCGGUGAAAGUCGGCCGUUACAAGAUGAUAAAGCACAAGCUGGACAAAGGAAAUGAUGUGAACCCAAAGAGGUUCAAUAUGCUGGCCAAGACGCGUCAGAGCUGGAAGUCGGAUGGGAUGAACACAGCCGAAUAUGAGAUCCUUUCACGGCAAUACCUGCCCCUCUACACAAACAUCACGGUCAACAUCGGCACUGAGGACGGUCUACACCCACGUCCUCCAGCAUCAUCUGCGGGAAAACCUGCUGCUAAAGUGCCAGCGGAAGUCAAACAGAAGAAGGAGUCCCUCACAAAAGACAGCUAGUGCUGCACUUUGCCAUUACUUCAGUAGGAUGAUCCUGUCAGCACACGCUGUCGGAUGGUUUCUUCUCAGUGGCCUGAAGCCUUUCGCUCAUUUCAAACUUUUUUUUGUCUGUUUGUGGAGAAUAGACAUGAUACUGUCAUUUAAGUGAUAAUUACACCUGGGGCCGUAUUCACAAACAUUAUAUUCCCAGAAAGCUCCCAACUUUGCCGGAACAUUUGUAGCGAGGACUCCCACCUCGGAGUGACUUACGAAACUUGUCAAAGCAACUCUGAGCAAAGCAGGGACAGAAACUUUGACCUUAGUGAGGAGGUGUGGUGGACCCUGGUGCCAGCGGAUGCUUUUUUUUAUAAGAUGUGAUCAACAGAUAUAAAACUGAAAUAUGGACAAAGGGGCAAUCAUAGAAUUUAAUCUCCAUUAAGACAUAGCAGAUUAUAAUUGUUUUAUACUUAAUCUAUUUUGAAUAAAUAUGCUAUAGUUUUAAAGUAGCCCACAAAAUGUUUAGUUACACAGGCCUACCUGUGCAAUCGCCUGCUCACAUGCUGGUAGUUUUAUUUAUUUAAUUGUUUAUUUACCAUGCUGGUGAUUUCAGUAUCUAACCUAUUUGUUUUAAAGGGAGGAAAAUAUCCCCGCUUUUAUUGAUUCCAGCGAUUGUGGAUCAGCCUGUUGCAGCGAUGGUCGUCGCGUAACUUUAACGUAAACCAGCAAACAAGCAAUGGAAGGAAAUGAAGGAACCAGAAAAAACAUUUGCACCGCAAUCCAUAUUUAUUAUCCGCUCUGUUUGUCAACAAGUGUAAAAUCAUUUCAAUGUCACAGCUCAAACCAAGAGGCAAAGGCAGGAAGAAUAAAAUCCAGCAGAUUAACGCCUCACUCCCCCUGGUGGUGCAGUGAGGAGUGUGGAAAGCGGUGGUCGCUGUGUUGCUGCAGUCAGACUGUAAAAAACGAAUAGAAGUAGGCUCUGGCUCCGCAAAGUGAAGCCAAUGCAGAAGUGCCUGAAAUCUGUAUUUUCCCAAAUGACCAGCAGAGGGUAACUCCACUAGUUUCUAUAGAAGUCUGAGAAAAUGACUAAUUCUCACUUGAUUGAUGACGUCAGUAAACAGAGGAUUAAGCACCACAUGCAUUGCAGCGUGGAUACCGUGUAAUUGACAGCUAGUACCGGCCAAUGGGUGCAGGUGGGCGUGCAGUGUCCUGGAGCUCAGUCAGGCUCCACCCUCCCGGCGCUGGACAAAAUGCCAAACUCCAAAACAGCUCACAAACCAAUGUGUGACGCUGCGGCAGGUUGCCACUUGUCUGAGAUUUAUUAAAAUACUGUGUACUUUAAAAAAGUUUCUUAAAAGUCCUCCUCCCACCUCUUUUAAAACUUUAGACUUAACUAAGGGGGAAGUUGUUAGAAUCCAUCUUAAUUCUACGAGUUUCCUUUUGAAUUUCACCACUAGGAGCAGCUCUUCGUAUUGGGAAGCUUCAUGAAUACGGCCCCUGGUUUUUUGAAAAUAAAAACUAAAGACGUGAUUUUUUUUUUUCCCACCCUUGGGUGACGGCUCUCCACGAUGAUGAUCGCUGAUUAUUCUUCCACGGCAGCCAAAGCAAAGAGAGAAGGCUAAAAGUUGGACUCUAUGAGUUUGUAUAUCUACAGCGCUGCGGUCGCUGGUUAAACCUUGCGAUGCCUUAGAAUCUUGUUUUUGUCUUUUCACUCGUAUUUUACAUUAUCUUAGAAUACUGGGUUUAGAUGGAGCAGUAGCUGCGAUUUCCUGCAGUCACACUGUGCCACAACAGAGUCGGACCUAUUUUUUUUUGUCUCAAAGCCAAUGAAUACGUGAGUGAACGAGUGUGUGAAGCUGCUACAGCGAGUACGAAAUCUAUAAUAACUGUGCACAUAUCUAUAUAUCUUUCUCUGCACUUUUAUCUAGAAAUGGUUCCUGAACAGAGAUCCCGUUCGGUUUCAGUUUAGCUCGUACAUGAAAAUAUAGGCUGAAGCUUUCUCCUGUUUUCAGAGCUGCACAUGGUUUGGCCUGUUGUCAUAUUCAGUAGAAUCACCAGUGAAGACGAGGCUCUGAUCCCGAGGUACAUUUCCUCUGUAGCGUUUAUCUUAGCAGUAACGAGUGCAUUCAGUUCAGCCUUUUGAAUGAUUUUCUUUUAUUUCAGCAUGUCAAAUAUCUACUUUUUAUUUUUGUGUGUUUUUUUUUUUGUGCGUGUGUUUUUGCCUUCAUCAAUUAGAGCAGCAGAGCUUGUGAUUCACAUCAGAAUGGAGUCUCUUUGCUUUACCUUCUCACACGUAUACACAGUAAAUAUCAGAUUGUGGCUCAGGACGGAACCUGAAUGAGCCCAAGAAAAUACUGAAGCAAUGGUGUUUUUUGUGUCUGACUCCGACCUGAGUUUUCCCCUGAUUACAUCAAAUGUAAUUCACUCCCGCCAAAUUAUUUUUCAUCUGGUGAAAUCUCCAUGGUUACGGCUGCUGUAGUCGCAAAAGAACAUUUUCAAUUUUCCUGUUUUCCUUUGGUUCAGUUAAAGGAUUUUAUCGUCUUCUGUGUUUUUCAGGGAAUCUUGCGAACCCUUGGACUGAUUUAGUGAAUUGAAACGCCACACAAUAAUGUCUAAAUGCACCGUUGUCAUGGUGACAUAUUGAUGAGGAAAGUUUUUCUAAAUUAUUGGAGUUUGAAUUUUGCUGCGGACAUUGACUUCAAUAUUGAUCCAGUGUCUCGUCUCCACAAUGUGACUCUGAAAACCGUUUGGAGACAUUUGCCAUGUCCCUUCACCCUGUGCCCUCAUACUGCAUCUGGACGACUCCUCCUCCUCCUCCCCCCCCCUUCACUCUGACAGAUUUGAUUGUCGACGAGAAAAAACUGAAACAGUCCCUUUAUCCAGUGAGCGUCUGUGCUGACAGGCGGACAAGUUGAAACCAAAGACGACUGCACGGAAGCUGUGAUGAUGGAUAUAAAAAUGUGUGUAUAGGAUUUGCUCCAUAUGUCACGAUGAUUUCUGUAAAGCUGUAAUUCUCCAACUUAAUGGACCUAUCACCAUUUCAAACCUCUUUCAGUUCUGUGUUUAAAAAGGUGUCGAGACCACAGACUGUUUAAAGAUGGACGACGCGCGUUAUCCAGAAACAAAGACAAAAUAUCCCAGAUGCGAACGCUGACAUUAGGGGGGGGGGGGCUCCUGCCAGUACAUGCACUCGAUCAAUAGUGAGUUAGUCCCAGCUGUCAAUCAUGAUGGUUCACCCUAAUUUUAUGGCAUCAAAUUACUAAUUAGAACCAAACUUACAGGGAAAUUAGCAUUUGAGCAUGCCUACCUAAAAUAUCAGAAACCAUCUUUGAGACAAAUUUAUUCGAUGUAUGCAGGGUUUUAUUUCUUUUUUAGUCCAAUCCAUGUUCCACCCAUUAACAUGGAGAACUUGGGGUUUAUGACACUGUCGUAAUGUCGUCCAUCUUUAUUUACAGUCCAUCAAGACAAACCUGCAGGAGUUCCCAAACUGUUCAAACCACAGAUGAAAAGAAUGAUGUUUUAUGAGUGAAAGUUUGAGGAUAGUUCAUGAUCAUUUUUCUCUUCAUUAUUUGUCAUUGUGAUAUUUGCUGACGCGAAUGAGAUGACGUCUGAGAACAGUUGCCUGUGAUUCUUCUUAAAAUAGACGCCCAAAUACGUUAUAAGCGUUUUAAAAUGAACUCAUGUUCAUCUCCUAUGGCCUUAGCGACACACUGCACUGGUUCAACACUUGCUCACUGCGCAAAUUUUUUUUAUAUCAAGACUAAACAUGCAUGGCAGAGAACCCAUUAGUGAGGAUAUGGGAAUGUACGGGGCACACGGUGAUUCAUACCAGUGCUCGCCUAGAAAAUGUGAAGCAUGCUGAAGUGUCUGUUUUGUGAUCCAGAAACUUGUCGUGACUUUAUAUGUAAACUUCCGUUGUGCGGAGUGCCCCUCACUAUUGUUUAAUUUUAGAGAAUGAGAAAAAGGGCAUUUUUUAGCAAAAUGUACAAACGGAAGCUUGUGUGUCCAAAGUCACAUUUUAUGAUUUUAACACUUGACCUGUUUGUCUCUCUUUUCCUUUUUUUUUUAUUUUUUAGCUGCUUUAGGUUUUAUUUGAUUCGACUCCAUUCUGAUGUGGAAAAGCUCAGCAACACUAGAAAUCAGUCACCGCAGGGUAGCACUGGUACAACCAAGGGCAACGUGACUUUGUGAACCUUCUGCUCUAAAUUCUGCACAGUCCAGAGUGGCCUUAAAUUCAUUAAUAAACGGAUAAUUCAAAACAAA